UAUUGGAAAGGAAACAAUCAAAAGGCACAGGACAAGCAAAGCUUUCUAAUACGAAGGAAAAAGAUAGAAAGAGAAUCUACACGACCCGUGGUAUAUCUACACGUAUAUCUACACGAUGUAGAAACAUUUUUAAGAAGAUUCUUUGAUCUUCGUAAUUUGUUUUUCCUUUUUUUUUUUUGCUUUUUUUUUGCUUUUUUUUUGUUUCGUCUCGUUUUGUUUUCUUUUUUAGUGGAUACAUGGAAGUCGCACGACGAGAAAAAAAUCUGUCCUCAAUGCAGAAAGGAACUCGUACCGGCAUUGCAUACUCGCAGACACAAUUUGACAACAUCUCAUAUUGCAGCGACAUGUCUUCUGGGAAAGCGCACUUUUAUAUACCACAGAAAGUAGAACGCGAUCGGUCUGAAAAUGCAGUCAAGGAGCGCUCUUGGAUCUCCGGAAAGAAGUUAUCAUCAAGAAAGAUUUGGCCUUUUGGAAAUAGUAAACGAAAAAGGAGCGUUUUCUCGACUAGAGUGGAAACUUGGAAAUAUCAUGACAAGAGUUUAUUAUGUCCGGUGUGUAACGAGGAUGCUCUACCUAUAGUUUUCACAAAGAGACACAUGUUUUCGAGCUCGAGACUUGGUGCUACUUGCUUGUUAGGAUGUUGGCCAUUGUGUUUCGUACCUCUGAUGUUGAGUCGAGAGAGACAAGUGAGACUGGUAUGUCCGCUCUGCGGACAUAAUUACGGAAAUUACGCACAGGCGGAAAAUAAAAGCGAUGACCCGUGGUAUCCUCGUCGUGGACAGCGACGAUUAGUCGAAAUUACGAGCUCAAAGUUGGACCCUACCAAUGAACAGGGACAUGAACUUAAUCCAAACUCGGAAUUGGCUGUUUUAGCUUAUCAAGGAUUAUGGGAGUAGUAACCAAAGUCAAACUGGGUCCUUUUCAACAAACUCGAAACAAAAUUUCUGUUAGCCGUUAAAGAAAAAGGAUUAACUUUAUCGUCGUCUUGUACUUCACUCGAGAACGUUUAACGAUUCGAAACAGGUGCGGGAUGCUUCUGAACAAACAGAGAACGCCAAAAAGAGAAUAGAUAAGGAAGAAGAGGACGAAGACGAAGAAGAAGAGGAAGGAGGAAUCGAAAGAGGAGGAGGUGCAAGUGUUACGAAAGU
This is a messenger RNA of Vespa mandarinia (Asian giant hornet), 1148 nucleotides long. RefSeq lists its product as uncharacterized. The record is from RefSeq and is a predicted model, not a curated record. NCBI's taxonomy places the organism in Eukaryota, Metazoa, Arthropoda, Insecta, Hymenoptera, Vespidae.